Molecule: messenger RNA, 1613 nt
Organism: Rhizophagus irregularis DAOM 181602=DAOM 197198
Lineage: Eukaryota; Fungi; Glomeromycota; Glomeromycetes; Glomerales; Glomeraceae
Source: RefSeq, a predicted model, not a curated record
CAAUUUGUUAAAAUAAUGCCACCUCAACCGUUACAAUACGCUCAUUUGACAGAAAGUAAUUUAAAAGAACAUACAAAGUCCUUCGUGGAUAGGAUUGCCCUCCAAGAACAAUUUAUUUUAGACUAUGUUUUGGAACAGCAAAUAAUAAAUAAUGAAAAAUCGCAAAAAUCAGAAAAAACAUUCGCUGUCUUCAGAUUCGGAAAAAAGCAAAAUUUCAUCAUCAGGUCAUUCCCGAUAUUCCAUUGAACAUGAUCUACCAUCAAUAAAUGGUUCGCUCCUUAUAUCGAGAAAUCAAUUGCGAAAAUCAAAGCUAUCUGAAAUCAAAGAAUCCGAACCACAGAAUAGUAAAAAGAUAUUCUCUAAAAAGGACCGAAUUGGGAGUACGUUAUUAUUUGAAAAACUCCGGGAUAAACCUUUGAAGGAUAAGUCUCUCAAUAUCGAUCAUUGCAAUCAAAAAAACCGUAAGUCCUCUAAAAAGGAAAAGAAUAUCUCAAAGGCGGAUCGUCGUAAAAGUUGUAAAAGAGUUGAUUCUUUGCUUGCUAGCUCACAAAUAAUGCAGGUUCGAAUACAUGAAAUAAAUGAUUUAUUUAUAAAAAUACUACGAUUUUACAUAUUAUUAUAUAUUUUAUUGAACCAGCAGAAUUGGUCUUCGGAUAAACUUGGAACAAAUCGCGUAACUGUAAUUACAUUAAUAAUGACUUUUCUAAAUUCGCUAUAUAAAAAUUUCUUUUCAUUUGACAUCUUAUUAUAUACAACUUUUCAGCUCCGCUCAGAUAAUAAAGCUGGACUUGGGAUAUUUAAUAAAGGAAAGGCAUCGGAAAAAAUAAAGACCAAAGGAGUUCCUGAUUUGGUAUUCUCUGAAAUCGAUUUUCUUAAUUCGAACCCGUCCCGUAAACGAAGAAAUCAAAAUGAGGAUAAUUCAGGCCAAAAAAAUGGUUCUCGUCGCAAAAGUGAUCUACAAGACAAGACUCGAGAUACGGAUGAAACUUCAUCUGUGCACGAUUCCGCCUGUUGCAAGGAUUACAAGUCAAAGGUAGCUUCUUUGUCAGAAUCAUUUCACGAUUUAUUGGACGAAAAGAGCAUAUCUUCAAAUAAUUGUAGCAACGCGUCAUAUAGUCUAGCUAAUAAGAAAACUGGUUGUUCACCGGAAUACAAUCAUGUUGAUAAAAUGUCCGAACUGCAAGACGAACAAAAUAUUAUAUCUUCACAUUUUAUUGAUGAACAAAAAAAAGAGUCAUCUAAAUAUACUUCUUCACACAGCGAUAUACAUUCUUUGUCCAAUAAUAAUGGAUGUACAAAUAGUCCUGAAUCAUUUCAAAAACGGCGCUCUCGAAAAGACAAGCUAGUUACAUCAUCUUACUUUGCUAGUAAUAACAUAAAAUAUAAUCAGACUGAACGAGAAGAUAAUCCCUUUCUAAAUCAAAGUGUCGAAUCUUCACCAAAGCCCUGUUCGCCGGUUGUUGACACAAAUAAACAAGGUAUUUAUCAAAAGGAUUCUAAAGUUGAGGAAACUGCGCCUAAACAUGAAUAUGAAUCAUUAUCUGUACAAGAAAAGAUGACAAAUGAUAAUAUGGAAUUGGAUAAUGAUUCAAAACGACUGCCAGUUGAUGAAA